This is a messenger RNA of Schistosoma rodhaini, 3724 nucleotides long. The record is from the annotation of a GenBank genome assembly. Lineage: Eukaryota; Metazoa; Platyhelminthes; Trematoda; Strigeidida; Schistosomatidae.
ACAACCUCCAUCAAUACCAUUGAGCUGUUGCCUAGCUAAAUGAUAACCCAGCAAACUGAACCUCUAACAAGACUACAUUAUCUGUCAUUUGUUUUAUGAUUACAAAACAAGUUUCUGUGUAUAUAAUCAGCCAGCAUAAUAGGAACUAUACCUUUAGCGCUGAAAACAAUUUCCAAUGCGUAUUCCUCAUUACUUAAUUGUCGGUGGUGGUUUAUCCGGUCUAGUUACUUCUUACCUCAUCUCAUUAACUCGACCAUUGGGAAGUUACCGUUUAACAGUUUUGGAGAGUAGCAGUAGGUGGGGUGGUUGGAUUCAGUCGGUUAAAAAUAUGGAUACUGGAUCAAUCUAUGAAAUCGGUCCACAUAGCGCUCGUGCAAAAUCUGCCACAUCAGGUCUUUUGAUGAGAAUAGUAAAAAGUUUGCAUCUUGAAAGCUCACUUGUUUGGAUGAGGCAGGGUACAGAUGGAGCGAAGCAAUUAAUGUAUAUAAAUGACCAACUGUUGCCAAUGUCCACUUGUAGUUUAAUCAUCAGGCGGUUAUUUUCUCGACGCCCACCGUCUCAGUCAGACUGGACUGUUGAUGAAUUCCUUCGCUCUCGUCUUGAUUCCGAAUUUGCUGACUACUUUGGCAGUGCUCUGAUGAGAGGUAUCUUUGCUGCUGAUUCACGAAACCUUAGUGCUCGUGCUUGUUUGCCUACGAUGGUGAAGUGGGAAGAAUAUGGACCGAAUCUUAUUCUCGGGAUUUUACUUUCACGGAUAAACCGAUCUUUAGAUCGUAUCGUUAUACCGAAUAUGAUUGACGACAAACUCCCGCAACUGAAUAACUUGAUGCCAUCUGAUGCGAUUGCUUGGAAUUUGUCAGGCGGAUUGGAGACAUUGAUUGACACUAUUGUAGAUCAUUUAAGUAGGAAACAUCCACACAUCAAUUUGCAGUUAAACUGUUCCGUUGAAAAAGUAAAAUCUGUAAAUGGUUGCUUUGAGUAUACUUACAAGGGCAUCGGUGAUAAUGGUAACGGCAAAGAAAAAAAUACAGCUGAUAUAGUCUUUUUUUGCUGUCCGUCCUUCAUUACAGCAAGUAUUUUGGAAAACAUACUGACUACUGAUAUUCUAAGCUAUCUGAAACCCGACUGUAUUCCAUGGGGAAGUGUUGUCAGUGCUGUCCUAGAAAUAGAUGACUCCUUUACUCCCUUAGUACGUGGGUUCGGGCACUUAGUACCGCGUACGGAAGAUGAGCAUAUUUUGGGUGUAAUAUACGAUUCCUUUGCAUUCCCGAAAUUGGAUGGAUUUAAUAAAAAAUUACGAUAUACAGUGAUGAUGAAACCACUUCGUGAAUGGCUCGAAGCCUCCACAAGUUCAGGUUCCUCAGAACACCUGGAAAACACCAUUGAAGAAGUUGCAAAAACCGUCCUUAUAAACCAUCUUAAAAUACCGGAUCCGGUCAUUGUUGGUCGUCAUAUUAGUAUUCUCCGUAACUGUAUUCCCCAGUAUCCUCCAGGUCAUUUAACUAAUAUGGCUAAUUUGCGCAACGGCAUUCGGCGAAUUUCGAGUGGCCAUAGUUCUGGCCGAAGUGGUAUAUAUCUUGUUGGUAAUUCGUACGAUGGCGUUGGGUUGAAUGAUGCUGUCUAUAGCGCUGCGUGUGCAGUUGCAGAAGAGUUCAGUUCAUCUUCCUGAAGAUAGUUUUUAAAAACAUUUACUGUUCACAAACCUUCAAAUUAUGUACAAUAGUUUACUUAUUGAUAGUACUAAAGUAUGAAGACGUCUGCUAGAAGAUUAUGGCUGUAAAAUAAACCAUGUGCAUUAAAAAAAUCCUGUUUCCGGUUUUUCAGCACUUAGCAGGAUCUUGCAAAAUUGUAGUAUAUCAUUAGAAUGGUUAUCAUGUAGUGGAAAUAAAUCCCCACUAAGUGUUUUGUUAUUUUUUGAACGGAGUGUUUUGGAAACUGAAUUGAAUAAUUGGGGACGAAGGUGGGUAUUCUUUGAUUAGGGAGCUUCUGUAAUUAGAAGUUGUUUGGCGUAUGGGAAGAAAACUAUAGAACUGACAGAUCUUGAUUAUCAAUGAGGACAGUGAGUUAGUUAUCAAACCGAACCGAAACAGUUAGUUUUCUUAUGAGGACCACUCCCCUACCUCUUGACCUAGAGGUUUAAUCCACAAGCCAAUGGAGCAAGGUUGGGAGAUGCGUUCCAUUUGUUCCCUCAGGAUUCUGGGGUCCAUGUUCACCAUAGGUUUAGAAUCAGGGUUUACCAACUCGCUUAGUUGGAUCUUCCAUACCCGCCAAUCCGGUUUAAGCACUAGAUAUUAGCUUUUCAUCUUCUCAAUUUUCUAAACACAAGAAGGUAGUGAAUAGGACUUCCCUGCCAACGGCUACAUACUUGUGACCGUAUGACAGUGUUUCGAAAGGGGGAGUGAACUCUUCUAACCCUCAGUCGUACCAGGUCACUUGCAUAAGCUAACUACGUUAAGAGUACGUUGUAUUAAGUUCACUUGAUAUUAUUUGGUUGAAUCUUCCCAUUGACGUUUAGAACUGCAAUUGAUCAGUCUCUUAUUGAUCAUAUGUGCAUAUUAUGCACUCAGUAGCUAAGUGAAUAACGCGACGGCAUUUGAAGCGAACGGUACUGGGUUCCAGUCCCAGAGUGAAUAUCAACUCUGAGAUACAGGUACAUCCAACUGACGAGUCCCAAAUAGGACUAUAUGCGCGUCCUGGAUCCCACUGCUAGCCACUAUCCAUCUUUGCUUAUAGUACGUUGUAUUGUCUAGCAAACCUAAGUCUCUAGUCACUUCAGUUCUUCAAUUGUGGGAUGCAAUUCUACAAAGGGAACUUAAAAUUGUUAGCCUGACUCAUUUUAUAAAGUCCUUGAUCUUUGACUGUUCGAUACCCCCAAUGUCCUUUAAGAAGGAAAACUAGUUCCAGGUGAAUAUUACAUUUUCUCUGCCAUCUCAACUUAGUAUUCCAUUAUUUUGCUAACAAAUGCUUGUUAAGUGGUCGUCUAGUAAAUCUAUUGUUCCUGAUAUUAAUCUGUUCAAAUUCACUUGACUUUAUCCGAUCUUGCAAUAAAGUGUACCCCUAUAUCGUAAUAAGGAUCGGUUAUCGUCAUGGGAUUCCCCUUCUUUCAUGAUAUAAAUGUGUCAGUCACGUACGUAGCGUCCUGUUUCAUUCAGUUAUAAAUUCUUUCCUUCAUUCUUGCGUUUUUUAGCUUUAUUCCUUGGGUCUUUCCAUUUCUGUAGUUGUUAGUGAGUACUUUUUGACAUUAAUUUUCCCUAUGCACAAACUUAUCUUCAUGUACCUUAAAACAUUUUGAAAGUAUUCACUCGAGUUAACAUAAUUGUUCAAUUCUAGAACAGAUAAUUUUUCUACUAUUUAAUGCCUUCAUUAAUAUACUAUACAGUUUGUACAUCGGUUUUACCAAGUUAUUAUUAUUGUUUCUAGGUUGUAAGCAGCUGACGGGAAUUCAUAAAAUAAAUGGAUUUAUAUUAUUCUACUAUGAUUGUUUUUGCUUUAUUUAGAUUUAUAAGUGAAAAAAUUCUGUGAGAUAGUAGAACUAAAGACUUCAAUGUUUUUCAUGAGAAUGGUUUAUGUGUGGGUAAAAGUGAGUAAUUAAGUGAAUUCGCUGUGAAACUGGCAGGAAAUGGAGGAGCAGCAGAUGCGGUUUUCAAACCUACAUGUAAUUAUGCUGAUAACUUCCAGCUAUUACUUCAGAAACAGCUUAUUUACUUACGCCUGUUACUCCCAA